AUGUCAAAAAUCAAUGUUCAUUUCUCAUCAUUGAAAGGUCAAAAAUUUAACAGCGUUUUCGAACCGGGUUUUGGUUUUGAUGAUAUCAUUAGAGUUGUUGAAGAAAAAUUAGGUGGUGAUGGAUACCGCUUGGUUGUUAGUGGAAAAGAAUUUACUAAAGAAACAUUUAAUCAACAUAAAGAUCAAAUUAAAAAUUUAACAACAAUUUAUGUAUGUCAAAAUUUGAAAGGUGGAUGCGAUUUAAUAGACAUUGAUACACAUAAAAAAACAAUUUUAACAGAUUUAGGCGAUGAGUUACGACGACGAAUUGUAUUACCUGAGCUACAAGAAUGUAUGAUAUGUAUGAGAUCAAGAUUUUGUCAUAAAUAUUGUUGUACGUCAUUAUGUAAAAGAUGCUUUUGUGAUAACUUUGUCCAUUCAGAAUAUAAAUUAAAAUGUUUAAAAUGUGAUCAAAAUUAUCCGUUGGAUAAAUGUUUUAAAACACAAGCAUUAAUAUUAUCAUUGAACCAAUUAGAGGAAUCAUUAUUGAUGGCACGAAAUAUUGAUUUUCAAAUAUGUACAUGCGGUUCAUUUGCGAUAAAUUCAACCAUGUAUUCACAACAACAAUGUCAAGAAUGUCAACGGUGGUUUUGUUUUUUUUGUAAUCGUGAUUGGGAUUCAAAACCAAAAAUGGAAAAUACACGUUUUACAUGUAAAUCAAAUUGUUACUGGGAAACAAAAAUAACAUAUCAAUUAGUACCACUGACUAUGAAUAAAAAUAUAGAAGUACCGAAUCGUAGAGUUUGUCCUCGAUGUACUCAGUGUGGUGCCUACGACAAUCAAUGUAAGUAUCAUACAUGCAAGUGUGGACAUCAGUUUUGUUUUAUAUGUCUGGAAUCAAAACCAGAAUGCAUACGAAAAUAUAAAUCAGAAUAUAAUCGACCAUGUGCUAAUGUAAAAAAACAAGAUUAUACAAUAUUUCCAAGAAUGGCUACUCAUUGUUACAUUUCUACAACAAGAAAUAUAUCAUCGACAACCGACAAGGAGCAACCAUACACCACGAAGAAAAUUAAACGGGAAAAAAAUAAAUAUUUUGCUGCAACUAAUGUUCAUACAAGACAAGAUCAAGCAAUGAAAAAACAUGUAGCAAGAAUUUCAAGCGCAUCAAAACAACUAAAACAACAAACCAGAAAUCAGUCCACUAGCCACGAUAGAAUUCCAGAUUCCACAGAAUCAAAUUACAAUAAGAAAAAUCAAAAUAUUGUAUCAUCUUCCGAACCAAUUGAAAUUACUCGUCGGUCUAUGUUUUUUGUAGGUGAAGAAAAAACACGAAAAGGGAUCAAGUCGACUACUCCGCCACCACUGUCAUCGUCAUCACCAUCGCGAGCACGCAUAUCUCAACAGCAAAUGAAUCUCGAAGAAAGCUUGAAUCCCAUUUCAAGGCAUGUUCAAAAUGAAAAACAAAAUAUAUCAUUGUCAUACAAUGUUUCAAGUAGUAUCGUCGAAAACAAACAUAUUGAUUCAAUAAAAUUUCAAGCAGAAUCGGGUCUAUGCGGGUUAACAAAUUUCGGUAAUACAUGCUACAUGAAUAGCGCACUUCAAUGUCUCAGCUCCAUACCUCAACUGACCGAUCAUUACCUGAACUUAAACGACGAUAAAAAGGAAUCCAUCACUGCUGUUUACAGUCGAUUAAUGAAACAAAUGUGGUCUGAACCACCAUUUUCAUCAGUAACUCCAAUCGAAUUAAAAUUAUUAAUUGGACAGCAUGUACCAGUGUUCAAUGAUUAUAAACAGAAAGAUUCACAACAGUUUAUGAACACGCUAUUAAAUAUGCUAAAAGAUGAAGACGAUAUAAUCGACAAAUUAUUUUCUCUCUUCAUAAAAUCGGCCGUAACAUGUCCCCAUUGUAAGACUACGAAUGAACGAAUAGAACCAAUGACAUUUCUACCAUUACCAGCACUAUCAUCACCAUAUAAUGUGAAAUUAAAUGAUUUAUUACAAGAUUUUUUUAAAGAAAAUAUAUUGGAUGGUGAUUACUAUUGUUGGAAAUGUCUAAAAAUGUCGACAGUCAAACAAAAGUCCGAUCUUUGUAGACAGUUACCACCAGUGCUGAUUAUUCAAUUGAAACGUUUUCCUUAUAACGAAUCCAAAGAAAAAUUUGAUACAUUCAUCGAAUAUCCAAUUCAUAAUUUGAAUCUGAAUAGAUAUGUUUUAACGGAAGCAAAAGACAGACAUAACGAUAGUUUAUAUAAUUUAGUUGCUGUUUCAAAUCAUUAUGGAACUUUAUCAUUCGGUCAUUAUGUUACCAGACAAAAAACAAUUCCAUCUAAAGCAACAAAAUCGUAUGUGCAUUUUCACGGAGCAAAGACUGAACUAGCAAAUCAAAAUCAGAUCGUUAUAGAACAAGAAUUUAGCGAUAAAGAUAUACAAAUUAUUAUUUUAUUCAUUCAAUAUCUUAAAUGUUGGGGUUUUUUUUCGACAUCACAGAAAUUAUUGGAAAUAUCAUCUUCCUCUACAUUUGUAUCGCCACUACAAAUACAAGAAACAUUAGUUAACGUUAAACGAAGACAUAGCAGAACUGACAAGAUUCCCAAGAACAAUACAACAGGUUUAUGUGGAUUAAUGAAUAUAGGUAAUACAUGUUAUAUGAAUAGUGCACUUCAAUGUCUCAAUGCAAUACCACCGUUCAUUAAUUAUUUUUUAAAUUUAAACAUAAUCAACAAUAAAAAUACAGUAUCAAAUGUUUAUAAUCGUUUAGUUAAACAAAUGUGGUCAGGACAGUCAAAGUAUGCUGUUCCAAGACAAUUAAAACAUGUUGUUGGUCAACAAGCUUCAACAUUUGCAGAUUAUCAACAGAAAGAUUCACAAGAAUUUAUGAAUUCAUUAUUAAAUAUAAUACAACAAAAAGAACAUAAAUCGAGACAAUCGUCAGUUAUAAAUCAACUUUUUUCGAUAAAUAUUCAAUCAUCUGUUAUGUGUGAUCAAUGUAAAUUAAGCGAUUCAAAUAUGGAAACAACUAUAUUUCUUCCAUUACCAUUACCACAAGAAGACGGCAUGGAUUCAUCAUUAAUGACACUUGAAGUUUUAAUUGAAGAUUUUCUCAAAGAAGAUCUGUUAGAUGGUGAUUAUUAUUGUAGUCGAUGUGAUACAAUGACAAAAGGCAUACAAAAAUCAGAUCUAUGUCUACCAUUUCCAACAGUUUUAAUUAUACAAUUAAAACGAUUUCCGUUUAGUGGCUCAAUAGAAAAAGUUGAUACAUUCAUUCAAUAUCCAAUUUAUAAUUUGAAUCUUAAUCAAUAUCUAACAUCGAAAACAACGACGAAUGAUUGCACCGAAGGACAGUACAAUUUAAUUGCUGUAUCAAGUCAUUCGGGUACACUUCAAUAUGGUCAUUAUGUUACCUAUGGUAAACAUCAUCAGACCAAAGAAUGGCAUCUUUUCAACGAUCAAUCUAUUCAGCCUGUAAACGAAAAAGUAGUACUAACAAAUAAUGCUUACGUUUUAGUCUAUUUAAAAUCAAACUAUCAACCGAGUUAA
Molecule: messenger RNA, 3516 nt
Organism: Didymodactylos carnosus
Lineage: Eukaryota; Metazoa; Rotifera; Eurotatoria; Philodinida; Philodinidae
Source: the annotation of a GenBank genome assembly